Molecule: messenger RNA, 2867 nt
Organism: Cotesia glomerata
Lineage: Eukaryota; Metazoa; Arthropoda; Insecta; Hymenoptera; Braconidae
Gene: hrg
Product: poly(A) polymerase type 3
Exons: 11
Coding region: 856-2736 (626 amino acids)
Cellular component (GO): nucleus
Molecular function (GO): RNA binding; poly(A) RNA polymerase activity
Source: RefSeq, a predicted model, not a curated record
CCUCUUUCAAGUUACUCGUACGUCGGCAAGGUUAUAUAUUCACUUACGAUAAUAGUUUGUCACCGGUGUUUUCCGUGUGUCAUUCGCAUCGUAAAAUCUGUGAAGUAAAGGCUCCUUGAAAGACACGCAUGCGCAAAAUUGAUUGAACUACCAAAAACCCGAGUCAGAUUGUUUUGAGAAGUGUACUUUAUUCUGAGUAGAGUAGUUGACCGUGAUGGUGUGAUGUGCUGUGUUUAACGCGUUGCAUCGUUAUUAUUUAUUUUUCAUGUGCUUUGUGUCUGAAUUUAAAAUUAUUGUCUAUUGCACAAUAUUAAUAUUAUUUAUUUAAACAGUUUAUUUUUUAAUUUACUCGUCAGCAGUUGAAUUUCAACACCAGAUUAAAUUCCUCGCGGUAAAAAACGAGUAAACAAGUAAAAUAAUAAAAUACAAAUAAAUUCGGGACAAUUCAACCAAGCGUACACUUUUUUUUUUUCGUUUAAUUAUUAUUUAUUAUUGAGAUUGAGACAUAGAAACAUCGAAACUCUGUGAUUUUUAUUUGUUUACUAGCUCUAUCCAUUUUUUCGCUCAGUAACAUAAAAAAUUUUCUUAUUUGCUAGUUAUUGGGCUUAAAAUAAUUUUUUUUUUAUGUAUGUUCAAUUUUUAAAGUAUAAGGUUAGUUAUGAAUUAAGGAUUGGAACAAAAUUAAUCUCUACUUAGAUAUUUACCUGUAGAACCUUUGUGUAGUAUAACCUAACGACGCGAACAAAAGGAUCAUCAGUGAUUAUGUUAUUAGGUUGAUGAAAAAUCCAAGAUAUUUUCAACUCAUUCGGUUAGAUCGUUAGUACUUCAAUAAACAAAUAUUCAGCAUAAUAAAAAAUGUGGUCGACGCAAGGAAAUAAUAAUGUUUCAAACAACACAGUCACAAGCACGACAGCAGCUACGUCAAAUACGUCGCCAAAUUCGCGGUCACUUGGAAUGACAUCAGCUAUAAGUGUCGCUGAACCUAAACCAAGUGAUUUAGCGCGAACUAAUGAAUUAAGAGAAGCUCUUAAACCUUACAAUGUAUUCGAAUCCGAUGAAGAGCUGCACCAUCGAAUGGAAAUAUUGAGUAAAUUAAACGCACUGGUUAAACAAUGGAUCAAAGAGACGAGUGUUGCUAGAAAUAUGCCGCCAAAUAUUGCUGAAAAUGUUGGUGGUAAAAUUUACACUUUUGGGUCUUAUAGAUUAGGUGUACACCAUAAAGGUGCUGAUAUCGAUGCGCUGUGUGUUGUACCACGUCAUAUUUAUAGAUCAGAUUACUUUACCUCAUUUUUUGACUUACUUAAACAACAGAAGGAAGUUACUGAUUUAAGAGCUGUAGAAGAAGCUUUUGUACCAGUUAUUAAAAUGAACUUUGAUGGCAUCGAAAUCGAUAUGUUGUUUGCUAAAUUGGCGCUCAAAGAAAUACCAGAUACUAUGGAUUUGAGGGAUGAUAUGUUAUUGAAGAAUUUAGACCAGAAAUGUGUAAGAAGUCUUAACGGUUGUCGUGUUACAGAUGAAAUUCUGCGACUAGUUCCGAACAUAGAAAACUUCAGAUUAGCACUUCGUGCUAUCAAAUUAUGGGCAAAACGACAUGGAAUUUACAGUAAUGUCUUAGGAUAUCUUGGUGGUGUAUCUUGGGCGAUGCUUGUCGCAAGAACAUGUCAAUUAUAUCCAAAUGCAGUAGCAGCAACACUUAUUGAAAAAUUCUUUUUAGUAUUUUCACGGUGGCAGUGGCCGCAACCAGUAUUGCUUAAGCAACCUGACAAUGUUAAUUUUGGUUUUCCUGUUUGGGAUCCAAGGGUAAACAUAGCAGACCGACAUCAUUUAAUGCCCAUCAUAACUCCAGCGUAUCCUCAACAAAAUUCGACUUUUAACGUAUCUGUGUCGACAAGAACGAUAAUGCAGGAAGCAUUUGAAGCUGGUCUAUCGGCUACAGAACAAAUAAUCAUGGGAAAAGCAACGUGGGAUAAAUUAUUCGAGCCACCAAAUUUCUUUUGUAAAUACAAACAUUACAUUGUACUACUGGCAAAAAGUGCCAGCGCAGAAGAUCAACUCGAGUGGUGUGGACUUGUUGAAUCUAAAAUUCGUCAUUUAAUAGGUACAUUGGAGAGAAAUCAACACAUUACAUUGGCACACGUUAAUCCAGAAGGAUUUCCACCUUUGAAUCCUGAAGAAAGUCGCUAUUGUUCAAUGUGGUUCAUUGGAUUACUUUUCGCUAAGUCGGAAAAUCUCAAUGUCGAUCUCACUUAUGAUAUUAAAUCAUUUGUUGACUCAAUUGAGAAGCAAGCUGAACAAUUGAAUAUGUUGAAAGCCGGUAUGUUUAUAGAAGCAAAACACGUGAAACGAAAGGAAUUACAUCAUUAUGUAUCACCCAAGUUAUUGAAACGUGAACGAAAAGCAUUGUCGCAGAUCUCUGGUGCCCGGAAUGGUAAUAUAAGUGGAAUAUCUCCAAGAAGUCAAGAGCUCUUGAAGAAACGUCGUUCUGAUCCAAAUGCUGACUCGGAAGGAAAGAAACGCCGUAUCGUCGAUGGUGAACAACCUAUGUCUCAAGGAGAUGAUAGCAACUCGCUGGUUGACGGCUGUGAUGACAGUAAUUCUGGAUUUAGUUUGGACGAAUAUAAGCAAAGUUUGUCAACAGGAAAGGAUGAAACAUCAAACUCUGGUUCAACUACGUCAACAUCUUCAGCAACUCCAGCAGCAACAAAGCCGCCGGUAGUUCAAGAAGUAUGUACUUGACCACAGCGUGACUGUCGUAUUGAAAAAAAAAACCGUCAAUCCUCGGAUUCUUGUCCAGGUUAUUUAGACUAUAAACCAUCACUCUCAAGCCACUGUCCACUGCCCACUUCAUGAAUUCUUCAAAAAAGUUG